Messenger RNA from Ostrinia furnacalis (Asian corn borer), 2643 nucleotides. RefSeq lists its product as uncharacterized. Gene Ontology annotation, biological process: G protein-coupled receptor signaling pathway. The transcript is spliced from 22 exons. NCBI's taxonomy places the organism in Eukaryota, Metazoa, Arthropoda, Insecta, Lepidoptera, Crambidae. The record is from RefSeq and is a predicted model, not a curated record. Gene Ontology annotation, molecular function: guanyl-nucleotide exchange factor activity; G protein-coupled receptor binding. Gene Ontology annotation, cellular component: cytoplasm. The coding region runs from base 295 to 2643 and encodes 782 amino acids.
UUCUGAAGGCAUCUCUUUCUUUUCGUCAGCAGGCAAAAUGGCCGAAAAUCGUGGGAGUAUGACAGACGUCUCGGAGAUUAAGAGUAAUUUUGUGUGUCCGACAUUGUAAAUAAACAUUUUAGUGCACGCGUCGCGUUCUGUGUAGUGCUCAGUGUUAGUGCAUGCUGUGUUGAAUAAAGUGCAGACCCUGUGAUCAUAGUUCUAACUAAAAAGGUGUUUGUGUUUUGUGCCUUGUUUUCACUAAUAACUUCGCCCUGUCAUCUGUUUUGGAUUUAUGUUUACUUGAUCACGGUGAUGCUGGGCGGUGCGGGGUCGCCGGGCGGCGACGAUCUGCUCACCGUCACCAUCGCGCGCGACGAACAUGGAUACGGGAUGAAAGUGUCAGGCGACAACCCAGUAUACGUGCAGAGCGUGAAGGAGCACGGCGCGGCUUGGCGCUCGGGCCUUCGUGCUGGAGACCGCAUCCUGCGCGUCGAUGGCGUGCCCGUGCACCACCACACGCACCAGCAGGUCGUGCACAUGAUACGAGCUAACCCCGUGACCGUGCUGACGGUGCAACAGAAUGCGUCCCGCCAUAAAACACCCAUCACAGCGCCCGUGCCUGUCAACCCGGAGAAGCAGCGUCAGCUAGAGGCAGCUAAAGCCCGCACGGUGCGCCUGAUGCUGGAACAGGAGCUCAAGUACAUCCGCGACCUGCGCCAGGAGCUGUCGAAGGUUCCAGACGUUCGCAAGCAAGCGCAACUAGAGUCGGCCGAGCUACGCUGUUCUAAGCUACAGCGGGAGAUCGACUCCAUCAUCACGGGACAGCCGCUGGAGCCGGGCACGCCGCUGGGCGGGCGGCGCGCGCCGCCGGGCUUCCUCAGCGGCCUGCCGCGCUCGCUGUCCAACCUCACCGGCCAGAGCCUGCGCCACUUGCGCCAGGCGCGACUGAACAAGACGCAAGAGGCACCGCCGCUCGCUCGCCAGAACAGCGACGAUUCCCCGCACAACCACACCGUGCCCCUCGUCCCCACCACCUGCCUGGACAACGUGUCCCCACCCCCUCUCCCCCCUAGAGCUACCGACCGCCGAUCCACCCUGUCCCCUCCCAUCAACCCCCUAGCCAAACCCAAACCCACCUCCAGCAAAACCCCCAAAAGACUCCCCGACAAACCGUUCCCUAUGCACCAAUCCAUGCCUCCGUAUCAAGAUCAGAGGCUCCGGUCGUCGCAUUCACUUGAUGGGGACUUGGAGGGGCCGCAGCCGAAUUCCAUAGCGCUGCAGAUGAGCUACCCGCUGGUUAAUGUGCCUCCGCCGCCGUUGCAGACGGACAACAGAUCGAGUGUGCCAGUGUUGCACGUCCGAAGCCAGUCGUCGCCGGAACAGCUGGAUACAGAGGCGCCUCCGAUGCCGAGACCAUGCACGGCAGAAGAAAAAGAGUCGUGGGAGCGCGGCACUCCGCCCCCAGGGACGCCGCCGCCGCCCUACGCACACAAUACACAGCCAUGUGCCGACCCACAGAGAGCCAUAAUAUCGAUGGAGGAAGACGACUCGCCGGCUUCGGACAACUCGACGUACUCUGGGCUGUUCUCGAAUCUUCGCUCGGUGCGAGAAUCCAAAGCGAGGACGGCUGUUCUGCUCAAUUGGCUUCUAGGGGAGAGGAGAUGCGCGUGCGCAUCGCUGCUGCUUAUAUUGACGGAUGGCUACCGCGGCGCGGCCGGCGUGGGCACGGCCACGCUGCGGCGCUGGGCCUACGAGAUACAGUCCACCUUCCUCAUCCCCAACGCGGUGUUACAACUGAAUGGCGUCGACGAAAAUAUGGCAAAUGAAAUCGAACAUGUAUUAGUAAACGAAUACGACAAAGAGGAACUCCUACGCAACGUGUUCCGCAAGGCGCGGUUAAAGGCCAAAGAGGAGCUGAGCCAGCAGCUCACUGAGUUCCAGGUCAAGCGUAAAGUGGGACUCGCUUCACUCUACUCGCCGGAUGACCCCGUCAUCGAGAAGUGUGAUGUCGAUAAGGCGCAGGAACAAGUGGUGGUCGAGCGCUUGCUAUGCCAGCGGCUGAGCGAGGCAGCGGGCCGGGAGUCGGCGCCCGCGCCGUCCUCGUGUAGUACCGCGCCCGGCGCCAACGCGGCGCUGCUGCACGCGCUGUACGCCGCCGCGCUGUGCCUGCACUGCCGGCCAGCGUCUGUAGCGGCGGCGGUGGGCGGGUCUCGCGCGUCGUUCUUACAACGCGACAAGUUGUACAAGCAGCGCGUCAAACAGCUCACGAAACAGCAUCCGCAGCCUUACGUAGUCCGGGGUCACCACUUGCAGCUACAAGCGCUGACGUCGGUGGGCCACUGCCACCACUGCGACCACGUCAUCUGGGGCCUCGCGCCGCAGGCCUACGUCUGCACAGACUGCAAACUGCGAGUGCACCGGACAUGUGCAAAGUCUGUGGAGGAAGGAUGCUGUAUGGACGGCGAGCACCAUAACAACAGGAUAUCGCGCUUCAUGGAGCGGAUACACCCCAACAACCAGCUCAAUAAUCCAGACACUGGAGAUAAGAAAUCGAGGAAAACGUCCAAUCACUUUCUCAACAUGGAGAGGAGUUUUCGGAAGAUGGAGGACGAACAACCCUGGGACCAGACGCUGACGCCGGCUUCUUCUCAAGGUCAGUGA